CUAAUCAUUAUUAAAUUAUUUCUAAUUUAGCUAUCUACUAAUUAAGCUUAAAGAUGAACAAAAAAUGUAAAACCCUACUACCUCCCAUUCCAAAAUCAAACACCCAGCCGCCGCCGCCCUUCUUCUCCUCCGGCCAGAGCGUCGGAACUCCGACCACCGGCGCUACGGCCCCGCCGUUCCGCCAGCGCGCCACCGCUCCAGCUGUGGUCAGCCAACUCACACCCAGGAGCGUAGGAAUGGAUACUGAAAGCAAUGAUGUUGAUAUGGAGAAGGAGAUAGAGGAUGAUGAGGUGCAAAUAUUGGAGACACCUACUUCAACACCUACUUCUAAGAGUACUCCAGGUACUUCUGUGGAUUGUGGCAGUACAAUAGGCACUACGAGGUUGGGUGUUAAUGAAAAUGGUGAUAUGGAAGUUUCUAAGAAACCAAAAUCUGAUGUGUGGUUACAUUUUGAUAAGCCUUGCAUGAUAGAUAAUGUUCCAAAGUGUAAAUGCAAGCAUUGUCAUGGUUGGUACAGCUGCAAAGCUUCCAAUGGCACCACUCAUUUGAAGCGUCACAUUAAAUCUUGUUUCAAAACUCCUAAGUUUCAAGAUGUGGGUAGUAUGUUUGAUAAUCGAGCUGCUUUUUUGACAAAAUGGAAAUUUGAUGCUAAGGUGUAUAGGGAUAAGUUGGCUAGAGCUAUCAUUAAGCAUGAUCUCCCAUUUACCUAUGCCGAGUAUGAUGGAGUUAAUGAAUUGAAUGCUUGCUUGAAUCCUGAAUUCAAAGCUGUAAGUAGAAACACAGCAAGAAAUGAUUGUAUGAAAGUGUUUGAGAUGGAAAAGGAUAAAUUGAAGAAGUUGUUAGCUGCUCAUUCUGGAAGAAUAUGUUUGACAUCUGAUGUAUGGACUGCCGUGACCACUGUAGGCUAUAUGAGUGUAACUGCACUUUUUGUUGAUGAAAAUUGGAUGUUAAAUAGCAAAUUGCUUUCUUUUGUUGAGUUAGAUACUGCUCAUUCUGGUCUUGAAUUGUCUGGAAAGUUGCUUGAAGUGCUUAAGGAUUGGGGUAUUGAAUCCAAGAUAUUUUCAUUGACUUUGGAUAAUGCUACUUCCAAUGAUAGCAUGGUUAGGUUCUUGAAAGAUAGACUUAAUUUGCAAAACAGUUUACUGUGUGGGGGUGAAUUUUUUCAUGUGAGGUGUGCUGCACAUAUCUUGAAUUUGAUUGUUCAAGAAGGUCUAAAGACUGUGGAAGAUGCAUUGAAAAGAAUAAGAAAUAGUGUGAAAUAUGUGAAAGCUACAGAUGGGAGGUUGAGAGAGUUUCAAAAGUGCAUUGAGGAGGUUCACUUAACUGAUAUAGGUGGGGGGUUCUUGAAGUUAGAUGUGUCAACUAGAUGGAAUUCUACCUAUCUAAUGCUUGAUAGUGCUAUAAAGUACCGUAAAGCAUUUACUAGUUUGAGCUACAAUGACACUAACUAUAAGUACUGCCCAACCAAUGAAGAGUGGGAAAGAGGUCAAAGAAUAUGUGAGUUUUUGGAGCCUUUUUACACAAUCACUAGAGAGAUAUCAGGGUCGUCAUAUCCUACCUCCAAUUUAUAUUUCAUGCAAGUUGCACAAAUAGAAAUGAAGUUGAAUGAGUUUGCUGGUUCGACUGAUGAGGUAAUUAAAGAUAUGGCGUUAAGGAUGAAGAAGAAAUUCGAUAAGUAUUGGGAAGACUAUUGUGCCACUCUUGUCUUUGGAAGUAUUUUGGACCCCAACUCAAAGUUGAAGUUCUUGACAUUUUGUUACAAGAUACUUUACCCACAAGAUUAUGAGGGGAAGGUGAAGAAGAUAAGAGAUUUGUUGUAUAAACUUUUUGGGGAAUAUGACAAGAUUGAAAUUGCAUCAAGGUGUCCCACUAUCACUCCAAGAGAGACUCUUCCUCAAUCUCAGCCACAUGCCAGCACAAGUAGAAGUAGUCUCUCAUUUUUGGAUUUGUAUAAUCAAGAGUUGAAUGAAGAGGAGUCAACCAAUGGCGAAAAUGAACUUGAUUUGUACUUGGAAGAGCGUUUCAAACCCUUUGCGAAGUUAAGUGUUUUAGAAUAUUGGAAAGUGAAUGCUAAUCGAUUCCCUCGACUUGCAAGGAUGGCUAGAGAUAUUUUGAGCAUUCCAAUCACAACGGUUGCUUCGGAAUCAACAUUUAGCAUUGGUGGCCGUAUCUUGCAAAAGUAUAGAAAUUGUAUGCUUCCCGACACCGUUCAAGCUCUCAUUUGUACUCGCAAUUGGUUACAUGGCUUCAAGGAAGUGAAAACAUCGGGUAAUAAUUAUGUAUUCUUUUAAUUUUCAAAUUACAAUGCAUACUACUCCCUAAUGAUAUUAACUUCUUCUUUUUUUCUUUUAAGAUAUGCAAGAGGAUGUGGAGGAAAUACAAGUUUCAAAGGAAGAUUCAAGCACUUGAUUUGUGGAACUAAGUUGAUUUGUGAUCUUUUAUUUUGUUGCUUUGAAAGACUUGUGGAUUCAAGCAUCUUUAUAUUGCUUUAUUAGCUUUGUUGGUUUGAGAAUUAACUUAUGGAUUCAAGCAUCUUUAUAUUACUUUAGUAGCUUUGUUGGUUUGACUUUUGAGAAUGAACUUGUGGAUUAAGGAACUUUAUAUUGCCGUA
Messenger RNA from Salvia miltiorrhiza (redroot sage), 2611 nucleotides. RefSeq names its product zinc finger BED domain-containing protein RICESLEEPER 2-like. The transcript is spliced from 3 exons. Gene Ontology annotation, molecular function: DNA binding; protein dimerization activity. Lineage: Eukaryota; Viridiplantae; Streptophyta; Magnoliopsida; Lamiales; Lamiaceae. The coding region runs from base 54 to 2291 and encodes 745 amino acids. The record is from RefSeq and is a predicted model, not a curated record.